AUGGAACACUACAAUACUCUUGGUGAAGUUGUCUAUAAUGAGAAGGUCAAACAUUGGCGUUUCAGAGUGAAAAUCAUAAGGAUCUAUUCUUUCUAUUCCUAUGUUACCGGCAAAGGACCACACCAUGUUUAUGUCCUAGCAAAUGAACAUGAUACCAAGAUGGAGAUGACCAUCUAUGAUAUAUAUGGAGGUGGGUUUAGAGGCCUAGAGAAGCAAGAGGGCAAAUGGGUGGAAAUCUUUAUUGUAGAAGUUGGCCGUGCCCUUUCAGGUUUCAAGGCAGCAAAAUCCAAAUUCACACUAACUGCUACUGACGAUACCCAAAUCCAUAUUAUCGAUCCUCUUAAUGAUCAGCUUUACUUUGAGUUCAAAGGCAUUCAUGAAAUCUCUCACAUGAGAUACAAGGAGAGAAAAUUUUCCAUAGUCGUCUUUAAGACGGAAGCUCAUUUCAACGAUCCUGAAGGACCAAAGAUGAUAAAAUGUGUGGCAACUAAGAAACAUGCUAACAUCUUCCGGAAAGGGUUUGAAAAUAGGGGAGAUCGUCGACAUGUGAUUGUGGUCCUUAAGAUGUGGAGGGUCCCUUAUUCUGGUUCUAUAGAAGAAUGGCUUCAGACCGAGGGGGACUUAUCUGACUUCAGGUUCAAUCCGGGCUUGCCGGAGCUAGAGGAACAAUCGGUCAAUAACAGUGACCCUUAUGUUCGGAAGUACGGAUCUAUUGGGACUUUGUAA
Messenger RNA from Eruca vesicaria subsp. sativa (arugula), 726 nucleotides. Lineage: Eukaryota; Viridiplantae; Streptophyta; Magnoliopsida; Brassicales; Brassicaceae. The record is from the annotation of a GenBank genome assembly.